UCCACAGUGAGACUCAAACUGUUCCGCUGGCGCGACUUCAAUUCUGUCUCCCCUGCACCGGUACCUGCACGUACGCAUUUUACGAAGCUGGGCGGACGCAGACGGUGACCUUGCCCCGCUCCUCAUGGCCUACCCGGGAUACGGAGGAGGGUUUGGAAAUUUUAGUGGUCAGAUGCCUGGAAUGCAGAUGCCGAUGGGACAGCUGGUGCCAGGACCAGGGCCACAUGUGCCCCCUGGUGGAUACUUGGGAUACCCAGCUUAUUCCAACAGUUAUGCCUCAGCAGAAGACCCCAUGUGGAGGUACUUUACUGAUGUUGCUGGACAGGAUGGUGAAGUGGAUGCAGAAGAACUUCAGAAAUGUUUGACACAGUCUGGAAUUAGUGGAACUUAUGCUCCCUUCAGUUUGGAAACCUGCAGAAUUAUGAUUGCCAUGUUGGAUAGAGAUUACACAGGAAAAAUGGGAUUUAAUGAAUUCAAAGAACUAUGGACAGCCCUUAACGGCUGGAAACAAAACUUCCUAACCAUUGAUCAGGACCAGAGCGGCACAGUGGAGCACCAUGAACUGAACCAAGCCAUCGUGGCUAUGGGUUAUAGGUUGAGUCCUCAAACAUUAAGUGCUAUCGUUAAACGUUACAGCAAGAAUGGCAGGAUCUUCUUUGACGAUUAUGUCGCUUGUUGUGUGAAGCUUCGAGCAUUGACAGAUUUCUUUAGGAGAAGAGACCACUUACAACAAGAGGUUGUGAAUUUCAUAUAUGAUGAUUUUUUGCAGGGCACUAUGACAAUUUGAAUGCCUAGAAUUUGAAAGCUGAAGAAAAUACAGUGAAUGUUUCUGACUGGAAGAAAUAAACUGGACUAUAGUUUUUGAUUUAAAGCUUUUGGUGGGGCUUUUCCAUGUUUCUACCUGUCAGAUCUCUUUCCUUUAUUAUAUAUAUAUAUAUAAUAUAUAACUUUAACUUGUUAUAUAUACAAAAUAAUGUGUUUUUAUUAUAGCACAGAAUUCAAAACAAUAAAAGAUGUUUUUGUAUUUGGGAUGUUUCUGCUUUUAGAAAAGUUAUCACUUUAUGGAUAUCUGUAUAAUGUCAUCAGAUAUUGCUACAUGAUUAAUUGAUGUAAAUAUCUUAAUUUUUAACAUUAUAUAAGAAGCCAAAUGGUAAAAGCCUAUAUAAAACUAAUUUAUACUUACCUGAAGGUUACAAAUUUUACUUUCAACCUUUGUUGGGAUUUGAAGGUGAGCUAGAAGGGCAAUCCUGGAUUUUGUGCCAUAAUCAUAAUGGGAUUUGUUCUUAAUCACAUUAUCAGAGAACAGAAACUCACAGGUCUUUAAUGCUGUAGUUUCUAAAAUUUUAUUUUAAAUUGCCUUAGGUGGGGAAUAAAAUAAUAUAUAAUGAAAUAAGACUAUAGGAGGCAUGAUUUUUCCUUUUUUUUUCUUCACAUACUUUUUUCAGUGUGUUUUGUUGGCUUCUAUGAAAAAAAGUUUUUAGGCAACUUUUCUCUCUGCACUUUAAUUUGUUACUGAAGACACAGACUACCUAAAAUGGCAUCGUUUGCUAAAUCUAGAUUUUUCUGGAGAUGAUACAUUUUAAUGAAAUGCCAACAUUUAGAUUUGUUCUGUUAAACUAAAUUGUUGUUUAUAUAUGAUGCCAACUGUUCAUAAAGUUAGAAAAAGUCAAGCAAUAUACCACUUUGCUUAAAUAUUCAAAAAUUAUAAAUGUGACUUUACUGACAGCAUUCCCUGGUGGUUUGGGCAUUAGGAAACCAGUAAUUCUUUUGGCAUCUGUGGGGUGUGGAGCAUCGCAGACGCCACACCGCAUUUCUGUGUGGGGGGAAUACUCUUGCAGUUGCAAAAUUGGGUUACCAGGUUUUUAGCCUUUAAAAUCCCUGGUGUAAGCUGUUAUAAUUAAGCCAGCCCCUUUCUGGGCAAAACUUUAAGUCCUUCUUCAUGAAGAUUUAAUAAAACACAUUUUUUUCUUACACAUGAACUGAAUAUCUUCUCCAGAUUACAUGGGAGUACAGUAGUCCCCCCGAUCGAUCCAGGUGGAUACAUCCCAAGACCCCCAGUGAUGCCUAAAACCAGAAAUAGUAACUAACUCUCUUUCUACUGCGUUUUUUCUGUACAUACACAUCUGUGGUGAAGUUUAAUUUGUAAAUUAAAUGUAAUAAGAAAUUAACAGUAGCAAUAUAUUGCAUUAAAAGUUACAUGAAUGUGGUUUCUUUCUCUGUCUUAAAAUACCUAACUACUGCACAUGCAGCGUGGAUGUGCUGGCCAAAGGGGUGAUUCGCGUCCCGGGAGGGAUGGCCCGGGGCAGCUCAAGAUUUCUUCUCCCUUUUCAGAACGGCGCAAUUUAAAAUUUAUGGGUUAUUUCCGGAGUUUUCCAUUUUAUAACUUCAGACCACAGGUGACCUCAAGUAACUGAAACCAUGGAUAUGGGGGCACUACUGUAUAAAUAGACAUAAUUUUAAUAUGGCUGGUGACCAAAUUAAUACAUAGUUUUUAUAAAACUAUGUUUCUUUAAAAAUGGAGGAUGAAUGGUUAGUGGUAUCUUGCAAAAAAAAACCAUGUUAUGAACAUAUAAUUUUAAAUCAACUUUUACUUAAAAAAAACCCUGGGAAAUGACAUAGUCAUUUUGAAGUUGAUAAUUUUAUAUACUUGACAAAUUCAUUUGGUCAGUUUUAUAAAAAUAUGUAUAGAAAUAAUCCAUAUAAUUUGGUCCUCUGGCUGUGAAUUUUUUCUUAAACAUUUGAUAAUGUGAGAUGGUAUUAACUGAACCAUAAAAAUCAUUUUAAAUGGAAUUGUUGUAGGAAAAAGCUCAUGUAAGCACACUGUCAUUCACACCGAAGGACGAUGGUGUGGCUCAGCAGCUUGGAGUCUUAACGUCCAACUGUAGGUGGUUCAGUUCCUGUACUGUUCUGAAGUCAGUUGUGAUUGACUAGAAUAUUAUUAACAUGUCAUGUUAGCACGGUAGUUUGUACUGGUUAAUUCAUGUACUGGCUUUCUUACGAUCUAAAUUAUUGAAUAAUGUACACUGUUAAUGUCUAAGCUUUUAUUUGUACAGUAAACACGUUUCCAUGUCAUUUUGAGAAUUUUUUUAAUAAACAUUCAAAUAGCUUGCUGUAAAGUUUUGUAUCAUACAAAAUCUGUUACAUACAUGAGAUGCUUCAAUUCAAAUAACAGUGCAGUAACACCUACUAUACCUAAAAAACUGCCAAAUAAUGAAAUGUCAGGUAUUCCACUUCUAUUUCCAGUGCCAGUUUACACAUUUUAAAUUACAUUAAGGGGAAGUCAAUACUAUUAGAAUGUUAACUUGGUCCACUUUAAUUGUAAUCUUAAGGACUGUGCUCAUUUGAUCUAUUUAAGCAUGCAUUCAGAAACAAAAAGUAAUAAAAAUGUCAAGUGAUAUGUUUAUUUCUGGAAAGGACAUUUAUCCUGGAAGAAAGUAGAAUUUAUUAAUGUAGUUUAAAGUUUGUGCAAUUAAAAAAAAUAACAUCAACUUGCAAUUUUCUUUAAGUAAAAUAUACAAAUCAACUUUGGUUGUAAUCUUACGGCAUUACUAAACUGGACAAACACACACUGCCAGAAAUGUGCUUUUCCUUGUCUUUCCA
Artibeus jamaicensis (Jamaican fruit-eating bat) is the source of this 3600-nucleotide messenger RNA. It is a transcript of the gene GCA, whose product is annotated as grancalcin. Gene Ontology annotation, molecular function: calcium ion binding. Bases 125 to 787 code for a protein of 220 amino acids. NCBI's taxonomy places the organism in Eukaryota, Metazoa, Chordata, Mammalia, Chiroptera, Phyllostomidae. The record is from RefSeq and is a predicted model, not a curated record. The transcript has 8 exons.